Molecule: messenger RNA, 1340 nt
Organism: Poecilia latipinna (sailfin molly)
Lineage: Eukaryota; Metazoa; Chordata; Actinopteri; Cyprinodontiformes; Poeciliidae
Gene: dusp12
Product: dual specificity phosphatase 12
Exons: 8
Coding region: 207-1118 (303 amino acids)
Biological process (GO): protein dephosphorylation
Cellular component (GO): nucleus
Molecular function (GO): protein tyrosine/serine/threonine phosphatase activity
Source: RefSeq, a predicted model, not a curated record
UCUUAUGUUUCCGACCGUACUCUUUAAGCGACGAACCAAACACCACUGUAUCUGCUGCUGUCGUUCGUUUACUUCUGAAUUUGCCUCAGCUUUUCUUUAUUAGAUUCGCUUCCACUGUAAGCGAAACAUUUUAUGCUCAAGGCUCAUCAGGCCAGAUUGAAAGCUGCAGAUUUUGUGGGGAAAAGAAAUAAUUUUGUUAAUCAGUCAUGCUGCUGGUGGACGCCGGUGUGUACAUCGGCACUGCGGGCGACCUGAACGACAGGCAGGCGUUGGACGCUGCGUCUGUUACUCACAUCCUGUCUGUGGACUCUGUGGAUCCCUCCCUGCUGCUCCCUGCUGAUAGGAAGCUCUCCAGGAAGUGGAUCGACGUUCUAGAUGAAGCCGCGUCUGAUCUCCUCAGUCACAUGGAUGCCUGUUUUGUCUUCAUUGAGGAGGCGGUUAAAGCGGGUGGGGCAGCACUCGUUCACUGCCAGGCGGGGAGGAGCCGCAGUGCCACCAUCGUAACGGCGUAUCUGAUGAAGAAACACCAGCUGGGCUUCGCUGAGGCCUACAACAAACUGAAAAGUCUCAAACAGGAUGUCCAGGUGAACAGUGGCUUUGAGGAGCAGCUGCAUCUCUAUGAAGCCAUGCACUGCGAAGUGGAUCCAUCCAGUCCUUCCUACAAACAGUACAGACUGCAGAAGGUCACAGAGAAAUACCCGGAGUUACAGCAGGGCGCUGCAGAGUUGCCCAGAGAGAUUUUUGCAUGUGAUCCCGCCCACUCCAACUCCUCUGAAUUGUCUUACAGAUGCAGAAAAUGCAGACGGACUCUGUUUCGCGGCUCCAGUAUUCUCAGUCAUUCUGUAGGAGAGGGAGCGUCGGCCUUCAGUCACAAGAAGCCCAGUAACCUCACAGGAGAAGUCCAGUGUACGUCGUACUUCAUCGAGCCGGUUCAGUGGAUGGAGCCGGCGUUACUUGGAGUUAUGAAUGGACAGCUGCUCUGUCCAAAAUGUCGCUCCAAGCUGGGCUCGUUCAGUUGGUGUGGAGAUCAGUGUUCGUGCGGCCGCUGGGUCAUGCCCGCCUUCCAGCUGCAUCGCAACAGGGUAGACGAGAUCCGGCUGCUUCACAUUGAGAAAUAACACACACACAUACACACAUCCCUCACUCAGGAGCCAAUCUUAGUAUGGUUCACAUUUUAUGUAAUGGUAAAAAUGUAAAAAUCUCAAAAAAUGUAAAAAUUUAUAAGAACUAUUUUCAGUGAAUAAUAUCUUUGCUGAGCUUACAUGUGACUGUAAAUGUAAUACACCUGUAAAUAUUGUAUUCAAAUAAAAAAAAAAAUGGAGUGGCACUCAGUAAACGCA